Messenger RNA from Owenia fusiformis, 4350 nucleotides. Lineage: Eukaryota; Metazoa; Annelida; Polychaeta; Sabellida; Oweniidae. The record is from the annotation of a GenBank genome assembly.
UUCUUGGGCUCUAAAAUUCAUUUCACAAAAUCCCAGUCAGUGAGCAGGAUUUUUCUGAUUUGUAUUGAGGAUUACAGUGUAUAUAGUUUAGCCUACAAUAGGAGAGAACUUCCCACUAUCCGUUGAGGAAUAAUGCUGACGAGACGAAAGUUGAUCGAUGUGAAGAAACUUCUAAAGGGAGAGGGAUCUGAUCACAAAACUGCUAAAGAUAAUCUUAUAUCUCCAAAUACUUCCACAUGUGAUAAUGACAAGGUUAGUAGAUUGAGAGACAGAGACAAAAUUAAACCCAGAAAGAGAGAACUACCAGAAGAGAAUCUACAGUCAGCUUCAAAUGGAAAAAAGGCCAAGCGAAAGAAGUUUAAGAAACAUCAACCCUAUAGUCACACUGAAGAAUUUCUAAAGAAACAGGCUUCGAAGAUAAAAGACCAAAUUAAACUAGUGCAGAAAUGGAAGAAAAUGGGAGGUAAAAGGAUUCAAAAUGAACUAAAACAAGGGUCAAGAAAAAGAAAAUCAACAGCAAAAACAAAAGGGAAAUCAAACAAUAACCAGAAACAGAAAGAAAGGAGAAAAGAAAUCUCAGUAAAAUCAAGGGCCAAAUCCAAAAUAAUAAGGAAAAAGAAUACUAAAAAGAGCAUAGAAAACACUGCCACAAAUGCAAAAGAAGAUAAUCUCAAAUCAAAUGACAAUACUGAUGUAGAAUCAGAUGAUAAUGAUUUAAUGGACGUUGACACUGAAAAUGAACUUCAGAAACAACCCUUUAAUCAUACUGAACAGGCUUUAAAGAAAAAAGGGCAAGAUAAACGUAUGCAAGAACAGAAAAAAAUUAAAUUAAUUCAACAGCAAAAACAAAAAGACAGAAAAACAAGAUCAACAAAAGCAAGUGCAAAAUCCAGAAUUAUUAAAAAGUACCAUAAAUACAAAAAACCUCAUCAACCUCAGGAACCAUUAGAUCUUCCUGUAUAUGAUGAAAUGUACAGUGAAGGAACCCAAGUUAUGUUUGGAGUGUUCCAGGAGCUGGCCCUACUAAAGACAUGUAGUGUGUUUGUCCAGUUGAAGUAUCGUGGGACAUGUCAAUAUUUUGGGACACAUCAUGCCAUCGACGAAUACAAGACCAUAGGCUUAAAAAGGAAGCCAGAUGAUUUUAAUAUAAUUCAACAUCGAGAUGGCCCUAGGUUGUAUAGAGGCAUUUACUAUGAACUACCUAAUGCUAGUGCAGAACCAGAAAAUAGCCAAAUACUCAAAGAAGAUGAUGAGACAACAAAUCAUGAUGAUCAGCAUACUGUUAAGGAGAACAUAUUGGGUGUAAACAAUGAGGAAGUGGAUGUUAAAGACAAUCAGCAGAAAACCAAUGUUGUAUUGAAUGAAAGUAAAUUGAAUAUGAAUGACAAUAUUGAUAUCUCAACCACAGAUCAGUCUAAAGCUGAGAACAAAGCUGCAGAUAAUGGUUUAAACAAUUCUUAUUAUGGAAGUACUGAAAUGUCAAAUGCUUAUCAUCGUGAAAGUGAGUCAGAUGAAAUUAUUGGUGACUUUCAAGCAGAUAUUAAUGAUCCAAUGGGCAAGUCUGUAGAAGAAAUUGUCACAGAGGCAAAAAACAACUUUUCAUCAGAUAACAAUACUGCUGUGGAUGAUAGUGAUUACAUGGAAAAUGACACAGAAGAAUCAUUUACAGAAGGCAGAACUGAGGAAAGUUUGAAGGAACUUAUAGAAGACUCACUGAUUAAGACUGCAAAUGAAAUUGCCAAAAAGAGCUACAGACAAAAACAUCAUAGGAACUUUUCUAAAGAUAAAUACAGUCAAGCAAUGGCUUCUCAUUCUCACCGUAUGAAACCUAAGUCUCUGAACAGUACUGAACCAAGGUCUUGUGGUUAUACAGCAUCUGUUCUUGAGAGUGAUAUCCCAAGUAUACCAAAAUCUCUGAAAUUUAAGCUACAAAACAAAGGAAAAUUUGUUGUCACUCAGCCAUUCAGUGUCACAGAAUUCCUAAAAUCUAAAAAGCAGAAAUCAAAAAAGAAAAAGAAAAGAUCACAGACCAAUAUGAAGAGAAUUCGAUGCAACAAUCAAGCACAGUCUUCCAGAUGGAAAAAUGCAAGACAGAGGAUGCUGUAUCACAAAGUGAGGAUGCAAACCCUAUGGAUAUGGAUCACAACUAUGAUCUCAUUAAUGAAAAAUCUAAAUCUGAUGUUGAUAUUGCCAGAGACAUGAUGUUAGAAGAAAACAGUUCACAUUAUGAGCCCAUCGUGGUUGAGGAGUUAAGUGAACAUGAGACUCAAGGACCAGAUCUAAACAACACAGACACAUCCGUCUUACCAUCUCUUAAACAAGAGAUGAAAGGCCCAGUUGAUGUUGUUGUCAAAGUAACAAAGGACCAAACAACAAACUUUAUGAGUUAUGAUGAAGCUAUGAAGAUUCCUAACACAAAAAUCUGUUACAUUAAAGGUCCUCAUCAAGCCCAUAAUCUCCAAGUGUUCCAAUAUUUUAGAAAUCCUAAAAAUUCUAAUCUUAAAUCAGCAAAGCUGAAAUUGGAAAGAGCAAAAGUACAAGCUCUAAAGAAGCUAAACCCAAAACCCCCGAAACCAAAACCCCCUAAACCUAAAGUUAAAGACUAUGUGAAAGAAUGCGAGCCUUUCAAUAUGCUCAUAGAUGAUGAUACAAAUAAGGACAUUGAGGCACUAAAUGCUGCUCAAAAUGUAAUCAAUAAACAAACUGAUGGUAAUGUUGCUUCAACUACACCGAGUCAAGUCUCAGGAGAGCAUAUUGCUGAACAGGACAUCUCUACACAACCACCUAUUUCUACUGCACCAGGGGUGGUGAAUAUAGAGCGAGAGAGUCUGAUGUCCCAGCAUGCUGGUGGACCAAUUGGAAGUGUACCUUUAACUCAGGAAUAUUUGGAUCAGCAAGGUCUCUCAAUAGAUGCACUCAUUGAUGCACUUGAGCACAGAGUCACUGAGGAUAAAGAGGUUGAGCCAGGCUUCACUAGGCCAAGUUUAGAGUCUCUUGUCAACAUACCAGGUGUGACCCUGGUGUACCAACCUGAUGGAGGCAUAGUUAUCAAUAUGACACCCACAGACCAACAACAAUCCAAUGUGGCAGAUAGUUCAACAAUCAACAAGACAGACCUUCAAAGGACCAUUGAUACUGUUGUCAAAAAUUCCAAGUCAAAAAAGGCAAAAAUGGUAGAAAAGAUGAAAGCAGAGCAGGUCAAGGUGGCAAAGGUCUACUACAAGUGUCCCAUAUGUAGGAUACCAGUAAAGAGAACUCUAUUGAAUUGCCACAUGAAGUCACAUGAGGAUAAAGGAGAAACUGUUGAAAACUACGACCCAGGCUAUGUAAUUGAUACUGAGCAGUUCAAAGCCAAGAAAUUCUACAGUUUUAACCAGUCUGAACAAAAAUAUGAGUGUUCAGCAUGUCAGUUCAGUGCCAUAGAGGAGCCACUUAUCAUCUCUCAUAACAAGUCACAUUGGACCAGCAAGCCAUACAUCUGCAAGUCUUGCUCCAUGGCCUUCAAAGGAAUUCAUCGUGUUCGCAGACACAUACAGUCUACACACAAAGAAGUACGUCCACAUCUGUGUGACAUCUGCUCUAAGGCAUUUAAACGUCUUGACAACCUGACCAAGCACAGGGAUCUUCAUCUUAUUGACAAGAGGGCAUUCCCGUGUCCUGCCUGUAAUAAAGCCUAUGCUGCUAAGGACUACGUUAGGUCCCACCUCAGGAAAAAACAUCCAGAUUUCACUGACCACAGAUGUGGUACUUGUAAGAAAAGAUUCCAGACAUACAAUCUGAGGCUGCUACAUGAAGCUAAUUGUGUUGCUUCUACAACAGACAAUAUGGAGCCAGUAGAUCCUAGUAACAUUGAGACAUCUGUAGUAAUAGAGGACCCACCUAUUGCUGUUAAUGAUGACCUACAUACCAUAGCAAGUGAAUCACUUGUGGUUGAUAUUAACACUGUUUCUACAGUAAUAUCAACUGAACACUGUUCAGAUUUGUAAUAUUACAGACAUAUUACGCAUGUUAUGGAGUUUCAUGUUGGCAGCUAUUUACCCAUUUGUUUUGAGAAAUUCAGUAGAAAUCUAUAUCUUGUGUUUGCAUAAUUAUGGUAUUGCAUCUAUAUUUUGUUAUAAACCAGAUAUCAUGUAGUAAUAUUCAAAUCUAUUCCAGGGAAUACUGUUCUUUUCAUGCUAACAAACGAUCACAAUGAAACGAUGGUAUUUAGCUUGAUUUUUAAUGUAGGUGCAAUUAUUUAAUGAGUUUGUAGAAAAUAAUUCAUUCUCUGUUUUCAAAGAACUGACUUCAAUAAAUUCAAUAGUUGCCUGAACUGUUAGUGAUAUAAACGUACACAUGAGGCAAGGACAA